GUGCUUGACGCUCUGUCAAGAAAAAAAAAAAAACGUUUCAGCUCGGACACAAGAGGCAGAUUCUGAGCAGGAUUACAAACCUCCAGCUUUCGUUUGAAAGACUCCACCUGACUUUUGAGGUUAUUGAUAAUUUCUGGAGUGUUGCCUGCAUCUUGCUGGACUUUGGUUUCUAGGUGACACAACCUGAAGCCGCAGACACCAAAGUGAGACUCGUUGUCUUUCACGUUUGUGACGGACUCACCUGCUCUCCAUGUUGUCCACGUCACUUUUUACACCAAUGCCUGCGAUUGGACAAAAAGUUGGAGGUAUUCACAAAAAGAUAUUGGCCAUAAGAUAUUGACGAAGAAAAGUUCCAGAAGACAAUGAAUGUUGGUCCUACUACAAAAAAUGGCCACUCACUCUGAAGAUCAGAUGCCACCACCUCCAGCCGGUAGUACGAGUCCUGGCUGUUGGGCUCCAGCAUGGGCGAGAUAUUCACCACGCUGCCGUUGGCUUUGUACAGCUUCAGGAUGUGAUGAGGAGACGCCUCCGCUGCCGCUCGGAACAGGUCUGCCACGUUACAGAGGUCAUUGCAGGUGACAGGUGAGUAUGAGCAGCUUCAUAUCUGCAACCAGUCCUGAGUUAAUAGUAUACAAAGUCCAGGAUGGCAUAUUUUCUCCAAUUCUCUGGUUGAUUAAGUGAAAUGGCGAGUCUGGUUGCUACAUGAUUUGUUUCCGUGUCACGGAGAAUGAAGCUCUUUAUCCUGAGGACCUGUCGCCACCAUAUGGAGUUCAAGUCCUUCCAUACAACUUCAGACUCCACUUGUGACUGAAUCACACAGGAGAGCGAAUUGGACCAUCAAGUGGGGGAUUAUGGCAUUCACGGGGACUCUGCCAGUAACGCCAGCUGCCUCCUUAAAACCGUAACUGGCUUAAAAACACGACAGAGAGACUCGUCAGCUAUCAGGACUUUGUUGGACUGAACGUGGGAAGAGGAGCUCGCUGGAAGUUGGCGUGCGCCCGUCCAUUCCCCUCCGAUGGCUGAGGAGGAGGAGGAGGUGAUGGCCCCGGAAUAUUUGCUGCAGCAGGUGAUGCUCAAGGACCUGAGUAAGAGGCUGCAGGCGGGCCAGGAGAUGGUGGAGCUUAUCCUGCAAGAGGACAAAUGUCCAGAUCUUGAGCAGGACCAGGGUACCCUGGACAGAAUGGUGGAGGCGUUGGCCAGCUCUUGGGUCAACUCCAGUCACUUCAAGGUGGUUUUGUUGGGGAUGGACCUUCUGUCUGCAUUAGUCAGCAGACUGCAGGAAAAAUUCAGGACACAGGUUGGAACAGUUCUUCCCAGUUUAAUAGAUCGUCUGGGAGAUGCCAAGGAUCAAGUGCGUGACCAGGACCAAGCACUUCUACUUAAAAUCAUGGACCAGGCCGCCAACCCACAGUAUGUUUGGGAGCGCAUGAUGGGAGGCUUCAAACAUAAGAACAACCGAACUCGAGAAGGACUCUGCCUUUGCCUCAACUCCACCUUAAAUGUGUUUGGUUCGCAGAGCCUGACACUUAGCAAAAUAGUUCCUCACAUUUGUAAUCUCCUGGGAGAUCCCACAAGUCAGGUGCGCGAUGGAGCCAUGAGCUGUCUGGUUGAGAUCUACCGCCACGUCGGUGAGCGAGUGAGGAUCGACCUGGGAAAGAAGGGCCUACCUCAGUCGCGGUUGAAUGUCAUCUUUAGUAAAUUUGAUGAGGUCCAAAGGUCGGGGAACAUGGUCCUGUCACCUGUGUCAGAUAAAAACUCUGAGGAUGGCGAUUCGCUGGACGGUGGCUGCUCUUCGUCCUCAUCCAAAGGAGAAUUGUUGGCCGGGAGGAAGACCGGCGUGGGUUCGUUGCGACGCCCCGUCUCCAAAUCAGCAGGUCAGAGCUCUCUAUUUUUUCCACUGAGACAAAAAUCAAUGAGGUCAACUGUGGUUUUGUCGGUUGCAGGGAGAGAUGGGUCCACUGCUGGCGCGGUGGACGAGGCUGACUUCAUUCAGGCCUUUGACGAUGUUCCCACUAUGCAGAUUUACUCCAACAGGGAGGUGGAGGAGGCCAUGGUCAAAAUCCGAGACGUGCUCUCGGAUGACAAGCGCGACUGGGAGCUCCGAGUUGCAGCGCUGAAGAAGGUGCGCUCGCUGAUGUUGGCCGGAGCGGCGGAGUUUGACGGCUUCCCGCAGCAGCUGCGGCUCCUGGAGUCGGCGUUCGUACUGUCAGCCAAGGAUCUGCGUUCGCAGGUGGUUCGGGAAGCCUGUAUCACUCUGGGAUACCUGUCCUCAGUGCUCGGCAGCCGCUUUGAUCACGCCGCCGAGGCCGUCAUGCCGAGUCUCCUGAACCUGGUCCCCAAUAGUGCCAAAGUCAUGGCCACCUCCGGUGUGGCUGCCAUCCGCCUCAUACUAAAACACACACACUACCCUCGUCUGAUCCCCAUCAUCACCAGCAACUGCAUCUCCAAGUCUGUGGCUGUCAGAAGGCGGUGCUAUGACCUCUUGGACCUGCAACUGAAGGAGUGGCACACAAACUCUCUGGAGAGGCACGUAGCCGUGUUAAUGGAAACUCUAAAGAAAGGUAUUCACGACGCAGAUGCCGAGGUGCGCUCCGUGGCCAGGAAGUGUUACUGGAACUUCCAAAGCCACUUCAGUCGGGAGGCGGAGCAACUGUUCCAGGGCUUGGAGUCGUCUUAUCAAAAGGCUUUGCAGGCUCACUUGCGGAGUGGCGAUACUCUGAUGUCACUUCCUCCAUCUGAUCAUUCCUCAUCCUCCUCACAAGAGAGCCUGAAUCGAACGUUGUCUCCGAGAAGCAACGCCGGAAGAAACGUGGCCAAACCCAAAGCGUCCAAAUCCUCUCGACCCCCCACCGGCACCUCCUCCCCCGGCACCCUCCAGCGUUCUUGCAGCGACGUGGACGUCAACGCGGCAGCCAGCGCCCGCACCCGGAUGCCCACGGUAGCCUCGGCGGUGCAAGCUUCCCCUUUGUCCUUUAGCUCCGCCUCCGCUCUGCCUCCCGGAUCUUACGCUUCGCUCGGUCGUGUCCGAACGCAGAAGACCAGCGCGGGAAAGCGUCCGUCAGUGCCCGACGGUCAGGGCCGCAGCAAAGGGAAAGUGGUCUCACAGUCCCAACGUAAGGAAGCCGAAAUAAGACAACCACGUCGUCGACUUGUCACUGAUCUGAACUCCCGCGCUUUAGCCGGCAGCAGGUCCGGUUCCCCGGGACGAAUGCUGGGCUCUACCCACGGCAGGAUGGUCAGGGUGCCCGUGGGCAACGCUCCCGCCAGCAGCGGGCUGAGUAACAGUCGGCGCCCACGAGGCCACCGCAGCCAGGGCUGCAGUCGGGAGACCAGCCCCACCAGAUCGGGCUCUGACCGUCUGUCUCACCAGGCUCGGAUCUCGGCCUCCGUCAAUGCCAUGAGGAUUCUCAACACGGGCACCGAGGUGGAAGCGGCCGUUGCCGAUGCUCUGCUCUUAGGAGAGUCGAGGAGUAAGCAGCGCUCAGCGCGCCGCCAUUUUGAAUCGCCGGGUAUGUUCUCCGACGACGACGCCAACAGCGACGCCUCCAGCGCCUGUUCGGAGCGCUCGUACGGCUCCCGCAACGGCGCCGUGCGUCAUACCGACGACGUGGCUGAAAUCCUCAACCACUGCGCCAGCGCCAAUUGGUCGGAGAGAAAGGAGGGCCUGCUGGGGCUGCAGAACGUGCUGAGGAGCCAUAUUAUGCUCAGUCGCGUGGAGCUGAAAAGACUCUGCGAGAUCUUCACCAGGAUGUUUGCAGAUCCUCACAGCAAGGUCUUCAGCAUGUUCCUGGAGACUCUGGUGGACUUCAUUGUUCUGCACCGGGAAGAUUUACUCGACUGGCUUUUCAUCCUACUCACCCAGCUGCUGAAGAAAAUGGGCGCUGACCUCCUGGGCUCCGUUCAGGCCAAAGUUCAAAAGGCGCUGGAUGUCACCUGUGAAUCCUUCCCGUACGAGCAGCAGUUCAACAUCCUGAUGCGCUUCAUCGUGGAUCAGACCCAGACGCCCAACUUGAAGGUCAAGGUGGCCAUUCUGCGCUACAUCGAGGCGCUAGCCCGGCGGAUGGACCCGGCCGACUUUGUCAACACCAGCGAGACGCGCCUGGCCGUCUCGCGCAUCAUCACGUGGACCACCGAACCCAAAAGUUCCGAUGUCCGCAAGCAUUUAUUUCAUUCAACAAACCCCCAGACCCUUCAUAACUGGGAGGAUUUGUCAGGCCGAGCCGGCACCGUGGCCUCUCUGCCUGGAGAGGGCAACCUGGAGGAGAGGUGCAAGCAGGCGGCCCAAGUGGUGCUCAUCGCCCUGUUUGAGCUCAACACGCCCGAGUUCACCAUGCUCCUCGGCGCUUUGCCCAAAACCUUCCAAGAUGGGACCACCAAGCUGCUACACAACCACCUGAGGAGCACGAGCGGCAUCGCCAUGGCGUCUCCCGGCAGCUCGACGGGUCGAACGACUCCGCGCCAGUCCAGCAGCCGCAGCAGCCCGCUGACGUCUCCCACCACCUACUCGCAAGGAGGGCUUUCUCCCAGCAUGCUGGAGUGCGAUAGUGAGAACCUGAACUCUGAAGAGAUCUACAGUUCCCUACGUGGCGUCACUGAAGCCAUCCAGAACUUCAGCUUCCGCAGCCAAGAAGAGCACAUGGAGCUGUACAAGCGAGAUGGAAUGCGGGAGCUCGGGGUUGAAGGUGGUUCUCCUUCGCACUCCAACCUCAAACUUUACGGCGAUUCGAUGGAGGCCGGGCGAACAGCUCUGGACAACAAGACGUCGUCACUGAACACCCCUUCGCCACGCUCGUUCACGCUGCAGCGUUUCCGAGAAUACAACCCGCACAACUACGACAGCAUGGAGCUGCGGCUCAAUGGACGCCAGCACGAGUCUGCCAAGAACAAGAUCCAGAACCCCAGAAAUAUCCCAGGAGUUACCGAGCAGCUGGUGGGAGAGCUGCUGAAGGAGCUGUCGCAGGGCGAGUGUGCCACUGAGGAACGCAGCGUGGAGGAGCGCCGCGCCACCCUGCUGGAGCUUCUCAAGGUGUCACGGGAGGACGUGCAGGUGGUUUGGGACGAGCACUUCAAGACCAUGUUGCUGCUUCUCCUGGAGAUGCUGGGAGACAAAGACCACAUGAUCCGGGCCCUGUCCUUGAGAGUCCUGAAGGAGAUCCUGAGAAACCAACCGGGUCGCUUCAAGAACUACGCCGAACUCACCAUAAUGAAGACACUGGAGGCUCAUAAAGACUCGCACAAGGAGGUGGUGCGGGCGUCAGAGGAGGCCGCGUCCACGCUGGCCUGCUCCAUCCAGCCGGAGCAGUGCAUCAAGGUGCUUUGCCCCAUCGUGCAGACGGCCGACUAUCCCAUCAACCUGGCCGCCAUCAAGAUGCAGACCAGGGCCGUGGAACGCAUCACAAAGGAGCCGUUGCUUCAGCUGCUGCACGACAUCAUUCCGGGUCUACUGCAGGGCUACGACGACACGGAAAGCAGCGUGAGGAAGGCCAGCGUCUUCUGCCUCGUGGCCAUCUACGCCGUGAUCGGCGAGGAGCUCAAGCCCUUCCUGUCUCAGCUCACCGGUAGCAAGAUGAAACUGCUCAACCUGUACAUCAAGAGGGCCCAGACCUCCACCAGCAAUAGCAGCAGCUCCUCCGACAUCUCUUCCUACUAACCUGCUUUCAACACCUUCACCCGCCAUUUUGAUAUUCAUUCUGCCAUUUCAUACGUCCCGCUAUCACACAGCAAAAAAAAUCAGCCGUGAGCUCGGUGGAAGCAGGAGAUGAGUCCCCAGGAACUGAAUCUGCUGCCCCCCUGCUGAAGAGUUCUUGGACCAUGGGAGCAAGGCGUGUGUGUCUUCCCCAAGCUGAUUUGCCUCGUUGCAGCAGAGGAUCACUUGGCUGGCCAAUGAUUUGAAGCUUACGGCAUUUCGGAGCCCGGCAGUACAUCUGUACGACAUUUGUAAAAAAAAAACAUUCCGUGCUUCCACAUAUAACUCACACUCGAGUGACCUCGAGAUUCUCUCGUGAAAAAUCGUUACAGUCUUUUAAUUUUGCUUUCUGUCAGAAAAGAAAUCUCGGCCUAAAAAUGUAUCACCAAUGAAUUUAUUGUAUUCCACUACUUCAAAUAAGACCAUCUUCUCCAGUGCCGUCCCGAGCUUAGCAGUCCUUAGCAGAAUAGUCCAGUUACUGUUGAACCACGAAGUUCAGACCACUGUAAAUGUUUUUCUAAAUUCCACAAAAAAAAAAAAAAAGCUGAAAUGCUUGCAAACAUUCUUUAGACGCUUAUGAAAAGUUGUUCUGAAAGGAACUUGGAAAUAACGUGAGGUAGACAAUCAGCGGAAAAGCUCGCUGAGGUGACAAUGACCUCGAGCCAGCCCUGUGGAGGUCAUUGUGACGUGAGACGUGAAAAUGAAACACUCAUCUGGAGAAUGAAGACUAAAACCGACCUUUUAAAAUGACACUAUGGACUUAGUGAUUCGAGGGACCGAAUCAUUUGGCAAUCAUUUGGUUUCAAACGAGAUGCACAUCCUGCCAUGGCACAUUUUUAAAGUGACCGACAGGCCGCCACGGUUUCCACGGCCUUGUUUGAAUGUUCCAUUUUCACUGUCAUCUUAUACGCGUGCCUUUAGUUAGACGCCUCUUUUUUUUUUUCCUACAGUUGAACUAAGUCCGCCUUGGAGAAACAUGAACUUUGCGAGUAAAGACAACCUGUUAGUAUGUUGCUGAUGAAAUUCCUUUGCACCUACACGCAUGCUUCUACCCGUCACACGACUAUAUUUAUAUUCCGCAGACUACUGCAAGUAUUUGUUACAUCACAAGUGAAACUUAAAUAAAAGAUCAGACUUGU
Syngnathus typhle (broad-nosed pipefish) is the source of this 6825-nucleotide messenger RNA. RefSeq names its product CLIP-associating protein 1-A-like. Gene Ontology annotation, biological process: mitotic spindle assembly. The record is from RefSeq and is a predicted model, not a curated record. The coding region runs from base 1016 to 5650 and encodes 1544 amino acids. Gene Ontology annotation, molecular function: kinetochore binding; microtubule binding. Gene Ontology annotation, cellular component: cytoplasmic microtubule; microtubule organizing center; mitotic spindle. The transcript is spliced from 36 exons. NCBI's taxonomy places the organism in Eukaryota, Metazoa, Chordata, Actinopteri, Syngnathiformes, Syngnathidae.